Messenger RNA from Oreochromis aureus, 8008 nucleotides. RefSeq lists its product as uncharacterized. The transcript has 13 exons. NCBI's taxonomy places the organism in Eukaryota, Metazoa, Chordata, Actinopteri, Cichliformes, Cichlidae. Gene Ontology annotation, molecular function: calcium ion binding. Bases 3183 to 5189 code for a protein of 668 amino acids. The record is from RefSeq and is a predicted model, not a curated record.
CUAAAGACUUCAGCCCUCCCUGUUACCGGAGUUCCAAGUUCACACAGCAGCGUCCUCCUUCUCAGGGAAAGGUCCAGAACACACACACUUCCACUGCCCCAAAGAGCCAAAUGCUUCAGGGUGAGGGGUUAUUAAUGAAACAUCUGGACCUUUCACUGCUGACUCCUUUAUCUCCACAGGUCUGCUCAGUAGCAAAAGCUAGCAGCCAUCAAGCUCGUCGUUAACUGUGUGUGUAGUUGUGUUUGCUUAACUACAAAUCUAUCCUCUCUAGCGAGGACGUGCCCACAGCGCCGCCCUCCUGGUGGUCUCCUGGAGUGAAAAGCCUGGUGCUGGGAGACCUACCGCUCCUUUCAGAGCCCAGCCUCUGAUGUGAAGGCAUUUCUCCCACCACACACCUCAGCAGGGCACCGUUCCCAAAAUGCUCAGCUGAAUGUGUGUGAAUGUGUGUGUACAGCAGAGGAGGGGGGCAUUUCUUAGGAUCGGGGUCUAAUACUAAUUAUUCUGCCAUAUGGUGGUCGGCUCCCUCACAAUCGUCCUUAACCCUCCUCUCUGAAGAAACGUGCUGCGCCCAAUGCCAUGGCUUUGCACUCUGACACAUGUCAUUCAUAUGCACGUCAACACACGCACAUACACACCAGUUCAUGUGCACGUGUGUGUGUGUGUGUGUGUAACAGAUGGGAAUGGCAAGGCAUUGUAAGAGGAGGCAGUGCAGAAAUGUGCUUUCCAGCGCGUUCUCUUUAUCCCCCUGUGCUGACUCCUCUUGGCGACAGACCCCCAGGAAACAAGAGCAGAUUGUCUGACACCCUCCACCCCUGCAGCGCCACCGCCACUACUACUACUACUACUACACACACACACACCCUCACAGCAGUCAACAAAAAAAAUAGGAGGAGUGAGAGGAAAUGGGCGGUGUUGCAUGGAUUUGAAGUUUGUGGAAGAGAAUCUUGGAGCUAUGAAAGGAAAUGUGGAAAGAAGAGCCGGAGAGAGGGGAUAAUAGCUGUGGCAGGAAAAGAAAGGAAGUGGGUUCAGGUUUGGACUGAAUGUGGGCAUUAAAACACAUUUUGUGGAUAUUAAGUGUCACAGUGAAACAUAGUAAUUUAUCAGAUGCCACAAAGUCCACAAAAGCGCCUCAUUUAGUUUAUUUUGUAUAUCGAAUGUCUUUAAAUGAUCUUGUUUGUUGGUUAAAAUCUUUAUGAAGCUAAUUUUUCACAUGAUUUUAUUCAGCCAGUCUCCAUGUUAACGGUGCUGUUGCCUAUUUCAAAAUGUGAAAAAUCACAGCCUCUGAUUUUUCUUGUUUUUUGUGUUUUCUGUGAUUUACUUUGUUCGUUUUCAUCCUCAGGUUGACUCUCCAUUAACAGUUUUACUUACACAAGUUCAUUUUACUUCUUAGCCCCUUAUGACAGGAGAGAAUUUAUGUUUGCUUCCAGUCUUGUGUAUUCACUAUGUCUCUGUACUUAAAAAUGAAGAUUUCAAACAUAAGAUCCAUAUUCGGUGCUUAAGGGCUUAGCGGGGGAUCAAAUCUCUACGCCGCUCACAUCAGAGAUCAAAGUUCGGCUCAUAUAUGUCACAGAUUUUCACACAUCAUUUGCAUUUUAAUGGACUGAUUGACGUUUUGUGAUAUUAGUGUUACUCUGUUCAGAGCUGCUGUUCAGUUAAGACAGUAACACUGAAAUUUACUGACUGUCUAGAGCUUUAUUUAUUUUUUUUAUUAUGAUAUUAAUUAAAGAAAGGUUGGGUUUAGUUAAAGGUCAACUGUUAAGACUUCUUUUUAAUCCUCUUUUUGUUGCCAUGUUGGGCGAUGUAGACCAGACUAAUUAUUAAGCUAAAUGAAAAGGCAGACACAUUAUUGUUUCUUUAUGGAGUUUAGUUGACAGAUUAUGGAAGAUGAAGGAUUAAAGAUGGACCUACCUCUGUUUGAAAGAAUCAGAACUUUUCAAAACUUAUAACUAUUUGUCUUGUGAACUUAAAUUCUGUGUCUGAAUUUAGGUACUCACCUUUUCUUUGUAGCUGCUGCUUGAGAGCUGACAGGUUAGUGGAGCUUAGUCAAGGUAUUUCUAAUAUGUGUAAUUGAUUAUAGCAUUUGUGUUGUUGAGAUAUUUGUAUAUGUGUAAAUAUAUGUUUGAUUGUAUUGUAUGAUUAUUGAAGAUAUGGAAACGAAGCCAGUUGUUUUCAGAGGGGUUCGUGUGUGAUAAGAUAAGAUAAGAUAAGAUAAGAUAAGAUAAGAUAACUCUUUAUUAGUCCCACACGUGGGAAAUUUGGUUGGUCAUAGCAGAAAGUGGACAGUACAAAGUUGAAAGCAGCAAAAAUUAAGAAAAACUAUAGAAUAAAAUAGAAUAAAAUAAAAUACUAUGUCAAAAUUGCACAUGUUGCGUCAGAAAAAAAAAUCCAAUAUAUUGGCCCUCCGGAUCAGUCUGUUCCGUCUCUUUCUGUCCCCAGCAGAGAUGCUGCUGCCCCAGCAGACCACAAUUGUCUCAGACUUGGUACCAAUGAGUUCUUACAGAAACAAACAGAGCUCGUGACGUUUCCCGCACGCUUGUUGCCACAAACAGCUUGUAGGACGCCUCCAGUGUAUACUGUUGUAAGUGUUUAGAUAAAAGGUUCCCCUGCCCUCAGGUCUGAUGCUUGUUGUGAAUAUGGAGUUGGGAAACAGGCAGCUGCUCCAGUGGGGUGAUUUCUUGCAGCUUUUGUUAGCAGGCCGAUCCACUCAGCAGGGAAACAAGUGUCUGCUCCAGAACUGAGGAAAGUGGGAACAAAACUGUCACGAGCAGACUCUGGAAGUUUUAAAAAUGAACCACAAUGUGUUGACCUUUGAAGAAUAGACGAGUGGAUUUAUUCCAUUGAUUCAGCCCCAUAUUUAAAAUCAGCUCUGUGGCUGAUAUGAAUCUUUAUUGAUAUUUGUUUGUGUUUUUAUAGAAGGACAAUUCCAUCAUAGUCCCAUCAGAAGAGCGAGCUUCGUGCAGAACAUUGGUCUGAUUGCAGGAAGUCGCUCUGCUAUCAUCAUUCCCUGUGCCCAGCUCCCCGCUGCUCCACCCAGCCUUAAUCCAACACCACCCUACAACAACACGCCUCACCCUGACUCCGAAAGACAGGAGAACAACUCAAACCCCACUCCACCAUCUCCUCAUCAUCUUCCUCCUGUAAAGGAGGAACAACUUGGGAGGGAAAAGGUGCCCCUACCCGCCAUGCUGGAGCCCGACCUCAGACCUGCUGGAUCAACCCUCUCAGCACCACCCAGCUCCCUCUCCCGGGGGUCUUUUUCAGAUUUAAGCCGUCCACCUUCCAGUUUAUUCAGUCGGAGCACCGACUUCAGCAGUGGCAGGAGCAGCGUCCUCUGUGACAAAACAUCUGCAGCAGAUUUGAUGGUCUCAGCAGAUCCAGAAGGCUAUGUUUCUUUAUCCCCAUCCCAUCCUUCCCCUCUGUUACCCUUAGCUUCUUCCCCUCCAGAGGAAUCAGACCUUCAUCAAUCCUUCAAGGAAAGCACCACCGCCGACACCACCACCACCCCUGUGCUCUACGAGCCACUCUUCGGCCAAACCAAACCUUUCUCACCUCGCCCAAUACCAGCCAUCCACUGUAAUUCAGAGAAACCUCAGAGCAGCAACAGAAGCACAAAAACACCACAAAAUAUCCACUUAGAAGCAUUUGUAGCUCCUGCUGAUCUCAACGUAUCCUUGGACUCCGAUCAAGGUGCCACUCUGGCUUUUCCCUCCACCACUUGGUCCUCCUGCCCAAGUCCACAGAGGACCACUCCCCACUCAGGGUCACUGGCAAAGCUGACCCCUUCUCCUCCAAUGUCUCGGCUGGAGUCUCAUCACUGGCCGGUCCUGCCUCCAAUCUCCCCUGUCAGAGGGCGCUCAGCAGCAUCUCGCUGCUCUGAGAUCAGCUGCAGUCAGUCUCGUGUGUUUGAUGAACUGGAGGCCAUUGCCCCACUGUCAACUUCCUGUUUGUCUUUGGACCAGCCAUCUGACUCAUCAGGCUGCCCUUCACCUGAUACAGCAGAGCUGUCCCCCGGCCUCGCAGCACUCACAAUGGGCUGCGACUCUGGAAAUCUGGGCUCCCUGUCCCGGGUUCAGCUGCUCCUCCUGGACCGACCGGCGCCUGAGACUCUUUUGAGUCCCUUUGAGCUGGAGGAGGAGAUGUCCCCGAGGUCCGAUCUGACGAUGCAGUAUGAUUCAGCAGGUGUUUCGAGGCCGCUCACAGCUGGCAGCGUCUCUGAAAGGUUCAACUCUGCAGGGAAAGUCCAAGAAAACAAAUCGGAUCAGUCUGAAGGAGGUUCAGGGUCGCCAUCGUCAUGGAUCAUAGACCCAAGUCCGUCAUUCGACAUGUUCAGAUCCUCCCAUUCUCCCUCCCAGUCCAGCCACAGUUCCCACACAGGCGAAGGGGGCCCUGAUGAGGAGGAAUCCAAUUAUCCAGGAUGGAGGGACCAAGCACAGUCCCCAGCUGGAGGGAGAAGGCCUGGGAGUCUCGAAGAUAAGGAAAGCAAGAUGGAGGAGAGGAAAACAAAGGUGCUGAACGUGCUUUCCAAACUGCAGGACGAAACGCCUCGACAGAGCAAAAGCAGCAAAGGCCACUCAAACUUCGAAGACUUCGACUUUUUGGCAAAGUACUGCAUUUUCAGUCAGGAGAAGCUGGCCGAGUACAAAAGGGCUUUUGAAGCAGAGGACAGUGACGGUGAUGGCUACAUCUCCUGUCUGCAGGUCCUCCUCGCUCUUAAAAACAUCAUCCCUCCUGAGCUGCUGUCCGAAGAGGAAGAGAUCUACGUCUACAGGAUCCUGGAGAUGGUGGACUUCAGAGUGACAGAUGGGCUUGUGGACCUGAGGCUGUUUGCUGUAAUUGCAAGCCUGGCACAGAAAAUUGCAUCCAUGGACGAGUUUAUGCGAUCGCUCAUCAGCAGCAUGGACUUCCGAUCCUUGGAAGUGAGACUCUUCAAAGCUAAGCAACUUUUCCUGUUCCUCCUGGAGGACCAGCAGGGCGAUGCGGGCGCUCAGAAGGGCUUCAUCAGCGCAGAGCAGCUGCUGCUGGAGCUGAAGGCCGGGGGCAUCCACCUGGAUCAGGAGGUGGCCGUCAGACUGGAGCUGCAGCACAUUCCUCCUCUGGACCUGCUGGACUUCUUGGCCUACCUGCCUCUCUUCAUGCUCAUUCACAAGUCGGUGAUUUCCAACCCUUUUGAUGACUCCAGCAACCUUUGACCUCAGCACUGUGUGGCUGACAUCUCAGCUGAGCCACGUCUGCUUGUAUGAAAAGACGACAUGACAAACAGAAAAGUGAUUUUAAAAAGGACAUUUGUGGUGGAGAUUUAAAGUAUUUCUUUUAAAUGAUGCUUACUUUGUUGCAUUUCUCUUCUAGCUUUAACUUUUAAAUUUGCCAGUAACAACCAGCAAGAGUGAGUUUAGAGUGGAAGAAACCAUUAUACCUUGCUAUCUCCGCUGCACCUGAAACUUAUUUCUUUUAUUUUAAAUUGCUUUAAAUUAGACAUUCAGCAUUAGUUUGGGUUUCAUAAAAUGUAUAAAUAUAAAUAAGCACUAAUAUUUAUGCAAUUAGAUAUUAAGAUCUUAAGAGACAAACUCGCUAAAAGAAUGCUCUCACAUACUAAUGAAUACAGAAUGUUUAGUAAUUUAACAGACCAUCAGAGACAAGUGUUUGUUGUUGGACGUUAAAAAAUAACAGAAGCCUUUCUGAUAAAAGCCGCCAGCACAGAAGUUACACUGGAUGUUUAUGACACACUAAUAAAAGAUAAGUCGAUCAUUAGACUGACGAUCCCUUAGGGACUUCUGUGGGGUAAUGUUCAAACAAUCUCUCUCCUCGACUGCUGUGUAAACACAUAUUUCCAUAUGAAUACUUUGAAUAUAAACAAGGGUCAAGAUUUUGGGAAGCCAAAAUGUUUUUGACCUUUUAUAGUUCAAUACAGUCCUGAAACCAUCAGUUAUCUUCUGUCAAGGAUUCAGAUUUUUAUUGUCUCCUUUAUUUUUUCUGCAUUAAUAAUGUAAACACUCUGCAGCAUGUGUGUGUACAUUUUACACUUUGUUUGCACUGCGCUCCCUUUAGCAGUCAUUUCAAUUGCCUGAAAAUAGAAUUGAAUGUACCCUGCACUUCCCACUCCAUCUCUCAUCUGUACGAGUGGCUGAAUUUUAUUGGUAUCGCACAGUCUCAGGUGGUCACAUUGCUGCCGGUCUCUUCCUGUGCGUAUGUCCUUUACGUCACACAUGUGCUGAGUAUGUUCUGUUUCCAGCCUCUGUCGUUUCUCUGAGGCAUGUGGAUCACGUCACAGAGCAGCAAAGUGCUGUCUGUGGUCCUGAAAUCUUCUGUGGCUGCUGUAGUUUCAGAGUCUGAUGCUCUGAUUCAUGUAACAAGUGCUCAUUGUUGUGGAGUUUAUUAAAAAAAAGACACAAAAACAUUUGAAAAAAAUGCAGCAGCGCAGCAGAGCUAUUGGCUACCGUCCAGUUCAGUCCAACUUAAUCAACACUGAUGAAUGAUAUUCGCUAAGAUACUCAACUGAUGUGGUUUGAGCCUUUGUUUUGCCUCAGCUUUGCCAAUUAGAUAUGGCCGCGCUCUCCUGCCGCUUGUGCACGCUUGACAGACUGCCGCCGAGGGAAACAUAAUGAGCUGUGACAGGCAGCAAACCUUUGUAAGCUCUAUGUCACCAGAGAAAACAGUCAAAACUGCUUUUAUUGUAACUCUUUAGAUGCAUGUUUUGAACUCCAUCUAAUUUGAAAAUGUGGCUGCAGGUGAGCUUUAGGGUCUUCUUACCAGAGACUACAGGAGGAAAUUAGCCUUGUAUUAUGUACUGUCCAUUGUUCCUGCUAAAUAAAUACAGCUAAAUAUUAAAAAAAGUAAAAAAGUAACUUUCAGCAUCCUCCCCUUCCUUCCAAUAAACACUUUCCUGCAGACUUUCUGGGCUCAGUCACUUGUUUUGUCUUACUUAAAACAACUUGAUUUUCAUUUUGUAAAUUUUGGUCCUCCUCAGAUUCCAGAAGGUUGUUAACAUAGAGUAAAGUUCAUCAUGUGACUGGGUCGUUAGUCAGUGAGCUCAGAUCCAUAUAGAUUGGUUUUAAAACACUCAAGUCCAUAAGCCUAAAUGCAUCUUUUAUAUAGAGUCUAUAAGGUUAAAUGCAUCUUUUUACAGUCUAUAAUAAUAAAUAUGUAUUUUGUGUACACUCUCUGGGCUUGCCUUACUUGCCCUAAGUUGUCGUUUUAUAUUUUUAAAACGAUCAAAAACAUUGAUUUUAUCUUUAGAGAAACAAAGUUCCUCACUCCAUAUAGGUUCCUUGAGUGAUAAAGUACCACUGUGUGGCUUUUCCCCCACUGCUGAGGUCUAUGACAAAGUCUGGGGACCUCUCACUGUUGGUUGUGUGUUGAAGGUCUUUUUUAUUUUAUUUUAUUUUUUUUAAUUUUAAUCCAGUCAUCAUAAUUGUUUACUUGUUAAACUGUGAUGGUUCUUGGCUGGAGGCUGCCGUCUCUCUUACUUUACUUUUUUAGUGAAUUAAAGUUAAAUUUGAAAACCUUAAAAAAAAAAAAAAUCACAUUUUUAAUGAAGUUCACGAUGCCUUUCAAAAUAAAAGGUCUUGAAGUAAAUUAAAAGAGGCGAGGAAAGUAGAGAUGUAUUUGCACAUACAAGAGUGGGAUCAAACCUUUCUCAUGUGUCAUUCUGAUAGAAAAGUUUUAUUCGGGUUUAAAGAUAUUCCAAGCUGGCAGAAAAUUUUACUCACAUCAGAAAAUAUAUACAGAAUUUAGAGGUAUCAUCUGUUUGAUCUGAAGUGUUGCAGGUCCUCGCCCGGUAGUGUUUGAGGUGGGGAAACCUGUUUGUUUCUGUGCUUCUAAUAAAUAGAUUAAGUGAAUAGAUAUUAUAAUUGUUUAUUAAUUAUUGUCCAAACAAUGAAGUGUCUGCAGGUCAAUGCUAAACUCAGACAGUAAUUUAUGUUUUUGAAUGAGCCAGGAGGACCCUCUGCCUCUCUCUCAGGCCCCCUGGUGGUCCACGAACUCUCGUUUGUGCGCUCAUAUUUACAAUAAA